Messenger RNA from Calypte anna (Anna's hummingbird), 2456 nucleotides. It is a transcript of the gene KLF10, whose product is annotated as Kruppel like factor 10. Gene Ontology annotation, molecular function: DNA-binding transcription factor activity, RNA polymerase II-specific; RNA polymerase II cis-regulatory region sequence-specific DNA binding. Bases 153 to 1547 code for a protein of 464 amino acids. Gene Ontology annotation, biological process: regulation of transcription by RNA polymerase II. NCBI's taxonomy places the organism in Eukaryota, Metazoa, Chordata, Aves, Apodiformes, Trochilidae. The record is from RefSeq and is a predicted model, not a curated record. The transcript is spliced from 4 exons.
CCCCUCCGCGCGCGGGGCCAGGGGAGCCGCCACCUGAAUGGGGAGCGGCGAACAAAAAGAGGAAAAUAACGGCAGCGAGCGGAGAGCGGCGGCGGCAAGAGCUCCGGGCACCUCGGCUCCCGCCAGCGGCUGCGCUGAAACAAGAGUAAGAAAUGGAGAUGAUGACUGAGAAACAGAGAGAUACUAGGUAUUUCUGGAACAAUACUCCUCAAAAAAGUGAUUACGAGGCUGUAGAGGCCCUGAUUUCUAUGAGUUGCAACUGGAAAUCAGACUUCAAAAAACAUGCAGAAAUGAGACCUAUAACUCCAGCAUCUGAUUUGUCAGAAGAGAGCGAUGAGGCUUUGCUUCCUGGAGCAGCAGACUUCAGUGCGAUACCAGCAUUUUGCCUGACACCCCCCUACAGCCCUUCUGACUUUGAGGUGGUCCAUCCUGGGGUCCAUUCCGGGGCUCCCAUGCCCACCCCAGCACUCAGCAGGUCUCCAGCUGAGGCUGCCAAGCCUCCUCUGGCUGCCUUUCAGAGAGAGCCAGAGAAGCCUCCAGCCACGGGGCCUCUGAAAGCUCAGGCAACGAGUGUGAUCCGCCACACGGCUGAUGCUCAGCUUUGCAAUCGGAAAACCUGCCCGGUGAGAGCAGCCAGCGUGCUGAAAUACCAGGAUGGCGUCUCAAGGGAAACAAACAGUAAACAAAAUGCCGAGGCAGAGCAGUCAGGGUGUUCCGCCGUGGCGCCGGGCAGAGCCAGUGAUGAGAGCAAUGAACUGCUGGUGGCAGAAGGAAAAUCCACAGAACCAGCUGUCGGUCUGGUGCCCUUGACAAAGCCCUCAAUCAGCAGACAUCAGUUUCUCCCUGAGUCGGCGCAGCAGUCAGUGGGGGUGGCACCACCAUGCCCUGCCCAAGGCAGUGGAGCCCCCCCUGUGCCAGUGAUUUGCCAGAUGGUUCCUCUGCCUGCAAACAACAACGUGGUGACAGCCGUGGUACCCAACACCACCCCAAGCCAGCCGCCAGCUCUCUGCCAGCCCAUGGUCUUCAUGGGCACCCAAGUUCCCAAAGGUGCUGUUAUGUUUGUUGUGCCCCAGCCAGUUGUGCAGAGCACAAAGGCUCCCAUUAUUAGUCCAAACGGCACGAGACUCUCUCCCAUUGCCCCUGCUCCCGGCUUUGUACCUUCUGCAGCAAAACCCACUCCUGUGGUUGAUUCUUCAAGAAUAAGAAGUCACGUAUGCAGCUACCCAGGAUGUGGGAAAACAUACUUCAAGAGCUCCCAUCUGAAAGCUCACGUCAGAACACACACAGGAGAAAAGCCAUUUAGUUGUAGCUGGAAGGGCUGUGAGAGGAGGUUUGCACGGUCUGAUGAACUGUCUCGCCACCGCAGAACACACACUGGGGAGAAGAAGUUUGCCUGCCCGAUGUGCGAGCGGCGCUUCAUGAGGAGCGACCACUUAACGAAGCACGCGCGUCGCCACUUGUCAGCUAAGAAGUUACCAAACUGGCAAAUGGAAGUGAGCAAGUUAAACAGCAUUGCUGUGCCACCUCUGUCUGCCACCAUGCAGUGAAAGGACUUACUCCAGAGGUGGUGGAAUUAACUGUUGUUGCUGGGGUAUGCCAGCUGAAAAAAGGCUUUUGCUCCCGGUCCGUGGUUGUCCCGCGCUGGCUGCCGGUGGCGGUGCAGCAGAGAGGCGAAGGCAGCCUGUGCUUGGUCACAAAGCAUGUUGCUGGGAGAACUGGUGGCUGACUGGAAUAGCGGGUGUCUUUUGCACUGGUAAGGGAGGAGAGAGAGAGAAAGGGAAGGUUCUAGAGCGAGCAGCAGACAUUGUGCCAGUUUUGAAUUUUGCAGAUUAUUUAUAUAUACUCCAGAUGAGUCACAUGUGAGUGUUACUGAAAGUUUGCGGCUGGUGCUUGAGACCAACCCCAAUGUUAACGUUCAGUUGUUGAUCUUCAGUACAGUACAGACUAGGAAGACAGCAAUGCACAGGCACAGGCUUGAAAGCCCAGAAUGCACCUGCACAAAAUAAUCUAAAUCAGUUUUACUUCUGCCACCCAUUUGUGAUAGGAAUCUUCCUCCUAUCCCUUUUCUGGCCCAAACAUCAGUGAUGAUUUGGUGCCAGAUUGCUGAAGAUCUUAGGCCUGUCCUCCUGCAUGGGGUGUUUAACACACCCAGCUUUAUACUGCUGUCUGGGGGGGCUUGGAAAGGACACUCUGUACUGCUGUCCAGGGGACUUGGAAGGGACACUCAGGGGCACCAUGUGGGCAGCUGGAGGGUGGGAACAUUUCUGAAUCCUCAUGAGCUUUGUAGUAUUUUCCCAGGUUCUUUGGUAAGCUUUGUGAUGAUUAAAAUUGGUUGUACCUGGGCAUUGCACGAUGCUUCUGCUUUUGUGUUGCUUAUGGUUUCCUUUGUACCUUCUCACAGCUGUGUACCACUGUGUUUUUCAUAAGUGGCUACAGUGCACUUUUAAGAGAAAAAA